UUCGAAUUUCAGUUGUAAAACGAGAUGUUUCCGUACAGUUAUUGAUAUUCAGUUCACACGUACACAGUUGAAUAUUCUAACGCACAGUUCAGGAUAGCCGUGGUGUUUAUAAAUAAGCUCUAGUAAACCAUAAGAAUAUGGAUCUUUUGUGUAUUUCUAAACAAAAGAAUUAGGAUAUGCAUAUCUGUGUGUUUUUCACAACAGGAGAGAAGAAUGUCUUCAAAGUCUUUCGUUAAGAAAAAAUCAUGAUGAUUGCUUCAGCCAAGUCCCAUAAAUGGGUAUUCGUGUUCUUUCUCCUGUACAUAACAAUGCAUUGGUUCAAUGGAAAGAUCCGAGUCAGAAAAGAAUUUUCUAUUAAAAAGCAUUUGCGGCACCAGAACUCACGUGACUUGGUGUCGGCAGAUUUUGUGCCUGUCGUUGUGGGCACCAAUGACGUUCUUGCCUUGUCUGCCUUUGAAUCUGGCAGCAACAUUGAUGUAGUGUCCCUCCUGGAUUUGUCUGCUCCUGUUCGGACCUUGAUGUGUGUAUUUUGGUUGGAUGGGGUGCCGGAUUUGACCACGCAGAUCACGGCCUCACUACGCCUUUGUCCAGAGAGUCACGGACGACGAUUUUCGGCUGCCUUCUAUUCCUGUAAAAUGCCAAAUUCCCGCGUGCCACACGCGGUGUCUCUCGUCACAGACGACUGUAAGAAGCCAACUAAAGCUUUACCAGUCAUUUAUAACUCGAAAAUAGAACGAACCUUCACAGUCUGUGUUUCCCCCCUGCACUCAAAAUUCAGCAAGGCUUACCAGCUAGUGGAGAUGGUGGAAGUAAGUCUUGCGUUAGGAGCGGAUCAUUUUUUCUUCUACAACUUUAGUACGGACUGGAAUGUGGACGCUUUGUUAAAGCAUUAUGAAUCCAGGGGACUUGUUUCCAUUAUACAAUGGCCGUUACCAAUGAUGCGAAAUGGCUCAGACAGUGGGGGAAGUAGAGAAAUUCACUACUAUGGCCAAUUAGCAAUGCUCAAUGACUGUUUGAAUCGUAACAGGGGAAUUAGUAGGUAUGUUGUGUUUCAGGAUCUCGAUGAACUGAUAAUUCCCAAGUUUCACAGAUCCUGGUACCAUUUGAUAGAAUCUCUCCCCAGAAAUGUAUCUUCUUACAUGUUUCGAUCAUCGUUUUUCAGAUUAGACUGGCCAUAUGUUAUUUCAGAUUAUAAUUUAACAGAGAUCGCGAAAUCCUACAAAUCGUACGCUUUUCUUAAAUUGUUAAGAGAGGAUAAAGUUUAUGGCCGAGCUGUCAGGUCAAAGUACAUAGUGGAUCCAUUACAAGUCGAAGUGGUUGGCAUACAUAACGUCUGGAAAUUUAAACGUGGGGGCAGGCCUUAUUAUGUGCCACCGAAUGUCGCUCUAGUUCACCAUUAUCGUGUUGACAAAAGUGACGCAAAACGCAUAAGGGAUGACAGUAUUUUGAACUUCCGGAUCGCCCUCCAGAACAUCAAGAAGACUUGGCAGUGGUUACGCGAUAUUCCUCUGGGACCUAAUACUAGUACUUAGCAUUUCCAGGUUCACUGGGCACUCAUGUUGGGUGCUUAAUUCUGUUCAUGGGUGUAGUGCAUCGUAAAAUACAUCUGUACAACACACACAUUCACACACACAUGGUAACAUACUAAAUAUUACAUGUACAUGAAUUUGUACUGUUUUAUUGGAUUACAAUUGUAUAUACUUUGCUUACUGUAGUUAUGGUAUUUAACACAACCAUCAUUUUAAUGCAUAGUCACCAUAAUGUAUUUAUUCUGCAACUACCAGCUUCUUUACAUGAAAGUUACAUAGGCCAAUGUACAGUGUAGCCCCGUGCGCGCUGUCGUACUCUGACGUCAUCAGAUUUUCCUACUACUUCUACACUGUAAUGUCAGGGGAUAUGUUCUAAGGUAAGCAGCGAUUUUUGGUAUGCAAAAUCUUGUCCGACUUUAUGUUGUAUUUCAGAAUAAAUAAAAUACGUCGUAAUUGUCAUGAAA
Messenger RNA from Ostrea edulis (European flat oyster), 1993 nucleotides. RefSeq lists its product as uncharacterized. The transcript is spliced from 3 exons. Bases 246 to 1532 code for a protein of 428 amino acids. The record is from RefSeq and is a predicted model, not a curated record. NCBI's taxonomy places the organism in Eukaryota, Metazoa, Mollusca, Bivalvia, Ostreida, Ostreidae.